AUGGAAGUCGGAAAACUAGUAGCUGUUAUUGGAGACGAGGAUACCGUCACUGGAUUUUUGUUGGCCGGUGUUGGACACCGAACCGCCCAAGGUUCCAAUUUUUUGGUAGUCAAGGGCGACACCAAAUUGCAACAGGUGGAAGAGGCCUUCAAGGCUUUCACAACAAGAGACGACGUCGGCAUCAUCUUGAUUAAUCAGCAUGUUGCCAAUGAUAUUCGACAUGUCUUGAAGGAUUACAAUGCCACCAUUCCUACCGUGUUGGAAAUCCCAUCGAAAGAGCACCCUUACGAUCCCGAACAAGAUUACAUUAUGCAACGUGUCAAUAUGUUUUUGGGAGGAGGUACCUAA
Cylindrotheca closterium is the source of this 348-nucleotide messenger RNA. Lineage: Eukaryota; Bacillariophyta; Bacillariophyceae; Bacillariales; Bacillariaceae. The record is from the annotation of a GenBank genome assembly.